Molecule: messenger RNA, 1414 nt
Organism: Rhipicephalus sanguineus (brown dog tick)
Lineage: Eukaryota; Metazoa; Arthropoda; Arachnida; Ixodida; Ixodidae
Product: sodium-coupled monocarboxylate transporter 2
Exons: 11
Coding region: 37-1272 (411 amino acids)
Biological process (GO): sodium ion transport; transmembrane transport
Cellular component (GO): membrane
Molecular function (GO): symporter activity
Source: RefSeq, a predicted model, not a curated record
GAGUUGUGUGGGCUGACUGCGCUCAAGCUGUCGUUCAUGUUCUUUUCGCCCAUUGUCAUCAUUGCAAAAGUCCUCUAUGAUGCGAACACUGUGACUCCGCCACUCCGCCCCAUGAGCGAUGCGAACGUCACAGAAUUUGCGUUCCGGCUGACCUUUGAUAUAACAAAUGACGAAAACCUGUGGAGUGGAAUGGCGGGAGCACUGCCGUUCGGCUUCGUCAGAACUGGAUUCGACCAGAUGGUGGUGCAGAGGUUCAUGGCUGCCAGGACAAUACGGCAAGCAAAAGUGAUAGCUCUUGCAGGUCCCAUUUUUGUGCUGGUUUAUUUUAUCAUAGGGGAAUUCACUGGCGUAUCCAUAAUAUAUUGGUUCCGAGACUGCGAUCCGGUUCUACGUGGCGCCAUCAAGAGUUAUGACCAGAUUGUUCCGUAUUAUAUGAUGAAGAACCUCGCCGACGUGCCCAUGCUCAGAGGCCUAUUCUUGGCUGGACUCGUUGGGGCGUCCACGAGCACUGUUUCAUCGAUUGUCAACUCUCACGCGGCAAUAUUUUACGUCGAUGUCGUCACACCCUACGUCAAGUUGACCGAGAAAAAGGCCGUCGUAGUAAUGCGCCUCCUAGCAUUCGCAAGCGGCACCAUUAUGACCUUGGGCGCCAUAGCAGUGCCUUACCUCGGCACCGCGGCACGGCUAUUCAUGUCGUUUUAUUCUUCCGCGGCUGGACCAUUUUCUGGCCUCUUUCUACUCGCCCUUUCGUCGCCGUGGGUGAACGCAAAGGGCGCGGGAUGUGCAACACUCCUCGUCUGCAUCUUCCUCCUGUGGCACGCUGUCGGAAGGGGUCUUUCUGAAAUACCACCAGUUCCGGUUCUACCCAAAUCGCUCGAUCGCUGCCCAGUACAGUCAAACGCCAGUGGAUUGAAUGACUACCCUACAACUGCUACAGACAUGGCAGAUAUUGCGAGCUCCGAUGUGUUCCCGCUGUACUUGGUAUCCUUUUACUGGAUAUCCUUUAUCGGCGCCCUGCUGACGAUAUUCUUGGGAACUGCUCUGAGCCUUUUGACAGGCGGUCACAAAACUGCAACGAGAAAUGUGCGUUUAACAAGCCCAGUGUUUUUGAACAUCUGGAAAAGGUUUCGAUUUUUGCGCCGGACAGUCACGCUUCAAGGAGACGAAAUCAAGAAUGGACCUACCCUACUACAGCCCAAAGAGCGAGAAGACGAAAAUGAGAAGGACCCUAACCUCGACGCUGAACUUCUUCCGAUCUUCAAGGGAAGCUAGCGCCGUGGGGGCUGUGAUGUCGAAUAGCGACGAGCGCCUAUUACUUAAGGGAACAGGGUAGGCCCUAUACCCGCCAUGUAUUUUAGGCGAUGUUUAUGUAUCUUUUUCUAACCGUAAGAGUUACAGUAAUUCUUUUACUAUC